AUGAAGCUCUCUGCUGUUAUCGUCGCCUUGGCUGCUGCCUCGGCCGAAGCUCACUACACCUUCGGCCGAGUCGUCUACGGCGGAACAACCUACCCCGAGUGGCAACACGUGCGCAAAACGCUCAACUUUUACAGCAACGGCCCAACGGACGGCGUCUCGUCGACCCAGAUCCGCUGCUACGAGGCCGACGCAAAGGACAGGGUCACGGUGAAGACGCUCCCCGUGACGGCGGGCUCUACGAUCGGGUUCGCGGCCAACUCCAUCGUGGGACACCCGGGGCCGGCGAGUUUCUGGAUGGCAAAGGUGCCGGCGGGUCAGACGGCGGCGACGUGGGAUGGCAGCGGAGCGGUGUGGUUCAAGAUUUACCACGAGAGGCCGACGAUCACGAGCAGCGGGCUCGAGUGGGCAUCUUUCACCAUCCCGAAAACCGGAUGGGAUGAGAAAAAGCUUGCAGGUUUCAAAAAGAAAAGGGGCGGCCAACGUUCUGUGGGAAUUUGUGGAGAGUUCGUGAAUCGCGCCGGCUUUCCUCUGCAUAGGGCUGAUUCAGUCGACCAACGUGUGGAUGCGAAUGCUAACGAGAAUCCCAACGUCACAGACAGCCAGGUGCUCUCGGCCAAGAUCCCGUCGUGCAUCGCGUCGGGCGAGUACCUCAUCCGGGUCGAGCACCUGGCGCUGCACGGGGCGGGGACCGAGGGCGGCGCGCAGUUCUACGUCGGGUGCGCGCAGGUGUCGCUGUCCGGGGGCGGGAGCACCAGUCCGUCGGGGCUCGUGUCGUUCCCUGGGGCGUACAAGUCGACGGACCCCGGAAUCCUGUUCCAGCCGUACUGGCCGACCCCGACGAGCUACACCAACCCGGGUCCCGCCCCGUUCGCCUGCUAA
Messenger RNA from Colletotrichum spaethianum, 879 nucleotides. Its product is annotated as putative endo-beta-1,4-glucanase D. The coding region runs from base 1 to 879 and encodes 292 amino acids. The record is from RefSeq and is a predicted model, not a curated record. Lineage: Eukaryota; Fungi; Ascomycota; Sordariomycetes; Glomerellales; Glomerellaceae. The transcript is spliced from 3 exons.